Prosopis cineraria is the source of this 995-nucleotide messenger RNA. RefSeq names its product protein TRANSPARENT TESTA 1-like. Gene Ontology annotation, molecular function: DNA-binding transcription factor activity. The record is from RefSeq and is a predicted model, not a curated record. The transcript is spliced from 2 exons. Bases 134 to 916 code for a protein of 260 amino acids. Lineage: Eukaryota; Viridiplantae; Streptophyta; Magnoliopsida; Fabales; Fabaceae. Gene Ontology annotation, cellular component: nucleus. Gene Ontology annotation, biological process: regulation of gene expression; anatomical structure development.
CUCCCCCAUUCCAAACUCUCAUUAGCUUCCAAUCUAUCCAGUGUGGGGUGCAUUCGCUAUAAAAGCCCCGAAUUCUGAUAAGCUCCAACAUGCAUCGCUCUGAUAAAAUCAAAGAGGAUAAUUUAGGUAGGAGAUGAAGCCCUCGGAUACGAUAUGUAGCUCUCGUUACCUCCCUUCUUCACGUGACGAUCCUACUGAUUCCAAUCUCUUGCCUGCCAUGAACCGUAGCUUUCAUCAGCUUCAGCCUCUUCCUCUACUGAGCAGCCUCCUCGGUUCAACUCCAUUUAGCUCAAAACCUUACCCUACGACUGACCAUGAUGUUGGCGAGGAGGAUGUCACAGUAGCCUUACACAUAGGACUCCCCCACAAUUCCAAUGCUGCUUCUUCGGGUCCAAAUGGAAUCAUCAGUGAAGCCCAGGCACCCAGGAACUACUGGAUACCAACCCAAGAACAAAUACUCAUCGGAUUCAGUCAUUUCUCUUGUCCUGUCUGCCUCAAAACCUUCAACCGCUACAAUAAUCUCCAGAUGCAUAUGUGGGGACAUGGAUCACAGUACAGAAGAGGGCCAGAGUCGCUGAAACGAACACAUCCGAGGCCGUUGUUGGACGUUCCAUGCUACUGUUGCGCAAGAGGAUGCAGGAACAACAUAGAGCACCCGAGGGCAAAGCCUCUGAAGGAUUUUAGGACGCUGCAGACACACUUCAAGAGGAAGCACGGAAGCAAGCCCUUCAUGUGUCGCAAGUGUGGGAAGCCUCUGGCUGUGAAAGGAGACUGGCGAACUCACGAGAAGAAUUGUGGCAAGCGAUGGCUUUGCGUCUGUGGCUCUGACUUUAAACACAAGAGGUCGCUUAAGGACCAUAUCAAAGCAUUUGGCUCUGCUCAUUACCCUCUCUCUUCUUCCUCCGAUGCCAUCUGAUGAUUCAUUAACCACUUAAUUUUCCAUGCAUUUUAUUUUCGUCUUCCUCGACAUUGACCACUUUGUUUCGAGGUAUGCA